CUGGCAUUGUCCCAGCUGCAUACGGGUAUUGAGACCUCAAGUUCAGGCCGGUCGCAACCAUGGUCAAGUCCUACCUAAAAUACGAGUACUCGAAAUCAUUUGGCCUCGUAACGUCUAGCACCUCCAAUAUCCUCUGGACCUCCCAGACCCGCUCCAGCACUGGCGCCGGCCAGGCAGUCGUUGCCGCCAAUGAAGAGCUGCUGUGUUGGGAUAUCAAGACGGGCGAUAUAGUCGAACGAUGGAGGGACGAGAAAUCUUCGGCCCAAGUCACCGCUAUUGCCCGGAGUAAGGUGAACGAUGACCUGUUCGCCGCCGGCUACGAAGAUGGAAGUGUCCGACUUUGGCGGAGCAAGGACCCGAGCCCGUUCGUUACCUUUAAUGGGCACCGCUCUGCCAUCACCGUCCUGGCGUUCGACCGAUCCGGCGUGCGGCUCGCGAGCGGCUCGAGAGACACGAACGUCAUCAUAUGGGAUCUGGUAGCCGAGGUCGGCCAAUUCAAGCUGCGCGGGCACAAGGACCAAAUCACCGGUCUACAAUUUGUAGAACCCCAGGAGGAGGUCACGGAGGAGGACGGUGCUCAGGCGAUGGUGCUCGAUGGCCUAAACGAUUCGUCGGCCGAGGGGUUCCUGUUGACUACGGGGAAGGAUGCGCUGGUUAAGCUCUGGGACUUGGGAUCAAGGCACUGUAUCGAAACCCAUAUAGCGCAGACGAAUGGCGAAUGUUGGGCGUUAGGGCUCUCCCCGGAUUAUAGCGGAUGCAUCACGGCGGGAAAUGCCGGCGAACUCAAAGUUUGGUCCCUAGAUACGAUCUCGCUAGCCGCGUCAAGGCGACAGGUUGACAUAUCCGGCGACAGGAAAUAUCUACAAGACCGGGGGACAUUAUUCCGGCAUGGGAAGGAUAGAACUACCGAGAUCAUCUUUCACCCCCGCCGUGACUACUUCGCCGUGCACGGGUCAGAGAAGUCCGUCGAGAUAUGGAGGAUACGCAGCGCGGCGGAAAUAAAAAAGAGCAUGGCGAGGAAGAAAAGGAGGAGACGAGAAAAACUAUCCCAGAAGAAAGACGGCGACAAAAGCGGCGAGAUCCCGCCAGACGAGGAGGAUGACCAGGAAGAGGACGUUAACAAGGCAGAAAUAACCGACGCCUUCACCCAACAUUUAAUCGUCCGGACAGGUGGGAAGGUGAGAUCGGUCGACUGGGCAGAUAUCCGGGGCGGGAAGAAGCUUCAGCUGCUGGUCGCCACGACAAAUAAUCUACUAGAAAUGUUCAACAUGCCUCUCAAGGAGAGGAGCGGAAGGUCGAAGCAGGACGGCGUCCCUGACUACGAAAGAUCGCUGUCGAUAGAAAUUCCCGGCCAUCGGGCGGAUGUCCGGUCGCUAGCCUUGAGUUCUGACGACAAGUGGCUCGCUUCGGCAUCUAACGGAAGCCUCAAGAUCUGGUCCAUGCUGACGCAAAAGUGUGGCAAAACCUUGGAGUGCGGGUAUGCCCUGUGCUGCGCGUUCUUGCCCGGCGACAAGCUUGUAGUCGUUGGGACAAAGAGCGGCGAGAUCGAGCUAUUCGAGGUAGCGACGGGCGCUCUGCUCGACACCGUCAGCGCGCACGAGGGCGCGGUAUGGUCUUUGCAGGUUCAUCCGGACGGCCGGUCCAUAGUAUCAGGGAGCGCGGACAAGUCAGCCAAAUUCUGGAAGGUCCAAGUCGUUCAGGAGCCAGUUCUCGGAACCACUCGGACGACGCCGCGCUUAAAGCUGACGCAUGCGCGGACGUUGAAAGUCUCGGACGACAUUCUGAGUCUGAAGUUUUCCCCCGAUGCGAAGCUCCUAGCCGUGGCCCUGCUGGACAGCACGGUCAAGGUGUUUUUCGUAGACUCGCUCAAAUUAUACCUCAACCUCUACGGCCAUAAAUUGCCCGCGCUCGAUAUGGACAUCUCGUACGACAGCAAGUUGAUCGCCACAUGCUCAGCGGACAAGACGGUCAGGAUAUGGGGACUCGACUUCGGCGACUGCCACAAAGCGCUGCUGGCGCAUCAAGAUAGCAUCCUCCAAGUCAAAUUCCUACCGAACAACCGAGAAGGGAACGGCCACCACUUCUUUAGCGCUAGCAAGGACCGGACAAUCAAGUACUGGGACGGCGACAAAUUCGAGCAGAUACAGCGGCUCAACGGCCAUCACGGGGAAAUCUGGGCACUGGCGAUCAGCCGAAGCAGCGAGCCCCCCUUCAUCGUCAGCGCUAGUCACGACAAGAGCAUCCGGGUGUGGGAAGAGACGGACGAGCAGAUAUUCCUCGAGGAAGAGAGGGAGAAGGAGAUCGAGGAGCUGUACGAGAGCACGCUGAUGCAGUCAGUAGAGCAGGAGGAGGAUGUCGAGGGCGAAGACGGGGAGAUUGGGGCAGCAACCAAGCAAACAUCGGAAACGCUGAAUUACGGCGAACGGAUCGCGGAAGCACUCGAGUUGGGGAUGGCGGACCUGCACGUGGUGAAAGAUUGGGAAGAAGCGAAGGCGGCGAACCCGGGCCUGGCGCCGCCGCAGCGCGACCCGAUGUUCAUGGCGCACGGGGGGAUCAGCGCGGAGGAAUACGUGAUGAAGGUGCUGGAGCGGCCGGCGGCAGCGGCGCUCAACGACGCGCUGCUGGUGCUGCCGUUCACGUCGGUGCCGGCGUUGUUCACGUUCGUGCAGCGGUUCGCGGCGCGGUCGCUGAACGUGCCGCUGACGUGCCGGGUGCUGUUCUUCAUGCUGCGGACGCACCACCGGCAGAUCGUGGGCAGCCGGAGGAUGCGGGCGAUGCUCGAGGACAUCCGGGUGAGCUUGCGAGAGACGCUGCGGCGGCGCAAGGACGAGAUGGGGUACAACAUGGCGGCGCUCCGGAUCGCGGACCUCCAGAUCCGCGACCGGGGCGUCAGCGAGUACGUCGACGACGGCUGGGACGACGACGCCUCGGGCGCGCAGAAGGAGAGGAAGAGGGCGUUCGUGCACGUGUCGUAGCGAGGAGAAGAUUACCUACCAAGGUGCGUACGUAGGCAGGUUAGGUUAAGACGGGGAUACGCGCAUGUAGGAACGGUGUCGGAAUAUACACAUAGGUACUGCUAGGAAAGACGUUCACAGACCAGCCGGCCCGACCAGGUACGUACCUGUAGCCUCAGGGGUCACCUCCUUUAGGUAAGGUAGGAGGUAGGUACAUGGUGUUACCAGGUGUCGAUUACAUAAGGUGUUCUUUCGCUACGGACUAGGGAUGGGAUCGGAUCGGAUCACUCUCGGACGACGCAGAGACUACCUAAGGCAAUAUCCCGCCUCGUGCCGGCCUCCUUCUCGCUGGGAGGUACCAGGUACUGACCAAACCACCCUACGUCCCUACGUC
This is a messenger RNA of Durotheca rogersii, 3348 nucleotides long. RefSeq names its product WD40 repeat-like protein. Gene Ontology annotation, molecular function: protein binding; snoRNA binding. Gene Ontology annotation, cellular component: small-subunit processome; Pwp2p-containing subcomplex of 90S preribosome. NCBI's taxonomy places the organism in Eukaryota, Fungi, Ascomycota, Sordariomycetes, Xylariales, Xylariaceae. The transcript is spliced from 2 exons. Gene Ontology annotation, biological process: maturation of SSU-rRNA. Bases 60 to 2975 code for a protein of 971 amino acids. The record is from RefSeq and is a predicted model, not a curated record.